CAGCACCUACAGCAGCCUCACCGCCCUCUGCACAUACUCUGUACCGCCCAAGUAUAAUCACAAGCUCAUCGCAUGAGGUCCUCUUAUGUGGGAUACCGAUUAUGAUUCUGAGCUCUCCUGUGACGAAGAGUAUCUAGCUGCACUUGUCAGCGAAAGUGAAAAGACGCCGUCGACGAUCAGCGGCCCGCAGCAGCAGCAGCAGCAGCAGCGACUCCUAGAACCGGACAAUGCUGCUACGAACACUCGCGCGCUGUCGCCCUUUAGUGAGGCCUCCUUACGUGAGGUAUCUGAAUACAGUCGGCGAAGGUACCAGCGAUAAGCUGCCCAGUUUACCACCAAUCGGCCUGCCUUCGAUGUUGGACCCCGCGCCUCCCAAGCGCGGUCGCGGGAGACCGCGGAAAAGUUCGGUAGUAUUCGUCGAGACCUCUUCAUUGCAAGACAACGCUCCCAAGCCUGCAGAGCCGAAGACACGCGUUCGUCGGAAAUCCGCUGUCGAGGGGAGAUCAAAAACUGCUGGUACCGCUUCAAGGAGGAAAAAAUCGGACGUGGUCUGGCUUGACGUUGAUAUUCCGCCAUAUGAAUUUGAACCGUCCGAGGCGGUCGCUGUACCUGCAUUGAGAACCAAAUAUCGACCCCUCCAAAGUCUGGAUUCUGACGGCGUUCCAUCUUCACCCUCCGAGUCGGAUGAAGCCCCAUUUUCAGGAUUUAGUUCUCCGUUACCGUCGCAUUUCAAGGACGCGGUUGGCAUGGAAGGACAGUCUAUGCUCGACAAAUACCGCGGCGGCUGGAAACUGUCUGUGUCCGAUCUUGUGUCACCUAUGUACUGCGAGCUUCAAAAUUUCUAUAAACUCUAUACAGAUACCAAACGGACGACGGCAGCAAUGAAGAGAGGCACUGAGAUCCAUUCCGAGCGUGAGAAAGCGGAAUAUGAGGAGUUGGAAGUCGACACAGAGGGCAUGACUCGGGAAGAGAUCAAGGCCGCGGAGCUUAUAGAUACGCUCCUACGCUUGCUAUCGUUGUGUCGGCUUGCAUCUGAAGGAAGGGAAGACGCAGUCGUACGUGAAGUUCGAGCGCCUGGGUUCAUAGAUGGCGUUUACGUCAGUGGUAUCAUUGACGAGGUUCAGUUUGUCUCUGAUGACUAUCAUCCACCAGGCGUGGAAUAUAUUGGUAUUGGCCCUAAUCCUGAGCGUCCGCGCAAAGCACAUAGACGAUUUCAAUCUUCGUCUGUUGAUUCAAAGCAAUCUGGCACAAUAUUCAGCGACUCGACAGAAGCCCAAAGCCCAUCUGAUUCUCAACAAUCCACUACACCGCAAUCACAGGCCGCGGGCGAGGUAUUGUCACCAAAUCGCAAGCAAUCCAGCAUUACACAGUUCAUAACAACUAGUACGCCACAGGAGGCCACCUUGAAUCCAAGCAACGAUGAUUCGUCUAAGCCCCGACGAAUUCGUCUCGGGGAUGACAAAACCCGACAAUCCGAUACAUUUCCGGAGAAAUCUCAACGCGAUUCGGCAUAUUACCAGGUUUUGAUCUACAAACGUCUGUUUGAGGAUCUUACUGAAGGCAAAUUCGACUACGCCGCUGUCGCACAAUAUCUCAAUCUCGAUCUUAAUACGAAGCUCUCAGAGAAAUUUCACAGUCAAAUUACAGAAAACGAGUUUGUGGUUGAUUUGAUCUGGCAUGAAAUUGUGGGUCCGCGAUCGCCGUCGCUCACAGAUUUGAGCGAGGACGAGCGGGAGCAGUACGUGAUCCUGCUUCUGAAUUACGAGACCCUGGGUGAAGUCUGGAAGAUGCUGUGUCUCAAAUUCAAGGAGUUUAGAGGCAAAGUCAGUGAUCAGCUAUCAGUGACUUACAUUGGGCAACAAGAAGGCACAAUAUUGGGCGGCUUUGACUAUACGUACAAAGAGGAAGAUUUCGAGGCGUAUAUCAAGGAUAUGCUCUCCUACUGGCGCGCAGAGCGCGACCCGAAGGGCGUGGAGGUCGAGGAGGCGCACAAGUGUCGGUAUUGUGAUUUCAACAACAGAUGCGACUGGAGAUUAACAAAGAUACGCGAAUCCGCGGUGAGGAAUAGGCAGGCGUUUCUUGAAAAAUACGGCAAGGAGGCUGGAGUGCUUGAGGUUAGUAAAGAAGAAUAAUGGAGUGUGCAGUGAAUGGCGUUGUAUCUGGUGUUAUGCCGAGUGGAGUUUUUCAUAAUGAUUUAUUGAAUUAAAAAA
Molecule: messenger RNA, 2210 nt
Organism: Myxozyma melibiosi
Lineage: Eukaryota; Fungi; Ascomycota; Lipomycetes; Lipomycetales; Lipomycetaceae
Product: exonuclease V
Exons: 2
Coding region: 228-2132 (634 amino acids)
Biological process (GO): regulation of DNA-templated transcription; interstrand cross-link repair
Cellular component (GO): mitochondrion; nucleus
Molecular function (GO): single-stranded DNA 5'-3' DNA exonuclease activity
Source: RefSeq, a predicted model, not a curated record